AAAAGAGAAAUGGAAUCUCUAAAUAACGCGCAAAACUACAAAAUGAAAGUGUCGCAAGAUCCGUUUAGUUGAAAAUACUUGAGCUGGAGAAGAAUCAAGAAAUGAAGAAAAAGAACAUUGUUAUCACAGGAUUUGGACCAUUUGGAGAGCACAAAGUUAAUGCAAGUUGGGAAUGUGUGAAACAGCUUAAAGAGGAGGGGCUUGGAGAGGAUAUUAACAUACAUAUUUAUAACCUACCUGUGGAGUAUAGUACAGUGAAAAGACAGGUGCCUCAGAUAUGGGACAAUCAUAAACCAGAGUUGGUUGUUCAUGUUGGUGUGUCUAGUAUAGCAAAGGAGGUCACUCUGGAACAACUGGCACAUAAUGAUGGAUAUGAUAGAAAAGAUGUUCAGAAUUGCAGUGCAGACAACUUAUGCUGUGUGGAGGGGGCUGAUGAUUGUAUAGUAGCAGGACUAGAUAUGGCUAAAAUAUGUGAUAAAGUGAAUAAUGCAGGAACCAAAGCAAAAGCUGUAAUAUCUCAUGAUCCUGGGAGGUAUUUAUGUGACUUUUCAUACUUUGCAUCGCUACACAUAAACAAAAACCGGUCAGCUUUUAUUCAUGUACCACCCCUCAAUCAGCCACACAGUUUGAAGGAAUUGGUUGAAACGCUCAAAGUUGUUAUUUCCUGCAUGUUAGAGGAAACGGAAUUAAAUUCCUGAAGUUAAAAUGGAUUUUAUUAUCUGAUUUGUGUAAUCAUUUACUGGAUUAAAUGGUGAUAAUCAGACAUUUUGAUAAGCAGGAACAGUUUUUAUGUGAUAUAUGACUGUCAACAUCCAUGUUUUUAUUUAUGAAUCAUGUUUAUUUAAGGUUUUGUUCUCUUUCACAUUUUUAUAAUAUUGUAAAGAUAUUGUUAUUUACAUGUAUUUAUAUUUA
Molecule: messenger RNA, 912 nt
Organism: Ruditapes philippinarum (Manila clam)
Lineage: Eukaryota; Metazoa; Mollusca; Bivalvia; Venerida; Veneridae
Product: pyroglutamyl-peptidase 1-like
Exons: 6
Coding region: 102-698 (198 amino acids)
Biological process (GO): proteolysis
Cellular component (GO): cytosol
Molecular function (GO): pyroglutamyl-peptidase activity
Source: RefSeq, a predicted model, not a curated record